AAUAAAGGAGUAGCAAAAUGCAAAUUUUUAGUGAUAGCAACAAACUAGCUUGAGUUUGCUUUUACAUUGAAAUCUGUUUUGUGAGUUUAUCUUUCUCAGCAUGAAGCGGGUCGGCAAGGCAAACUUGUUUUGUGAGCUUGGCUGUCUCAGCUGGAGACCUGAAGUUUAGGAAAGGCAAGGCCUGAUUUUAAGUAGGAAAUAGCCUUGGGGGGAGGAGCUGGCUAAGGUCAACUUGCUGCUCUCAAACUGAUAAAGCUAGGGCCAUCAACACACAGAGAUCGGAGAGGGACAAAUUUGAGCAGGAAGUAUAAACCAAAUGUGUCAGUUAAGAAUGACGCAUUUACCUGUUACCUGGACAGCUAGUAUGGUGAUGUCAGUGGCUUUGUCGGGGGCAAAGGUUGUCAGUGUUGGGCAGCCACACAGGGCAGUGUUAAGUCUUCAGCUGCCACACAGGGCAACAUCAGCCUUCAGCCACCAGACCAAGAAGGUCUAUGAGAUUUUCCCGUGGAGGAGGAACUUGGAAAAACUACCUUGGAGAGGCAGAGUUGGGCAGUCAAUCCAACAACAACUUCCAUAGUUUAGGCAGGGCCUUGGCGGUGGGGGAGCCAUGGGGCAAUUCUUUGCUGCAUUUGAAGCAAGCUCCAGGUGGAGUCUGUUGCUACCCAUCUCUUCUCCUGUUUCCAGAAGCUGGUAUUUUUGUCUGUCAGGGUCAGUGAUCAGGAGUUAAACUUCCGGGUAGGCAGACAGAUUGAUAACAAACUGGUAACAAAGGUGACCAGUUUCUUCCUCGGUCUCCUAACUUGAGACAAAGGCCUCAAGAAUCCCCUCCGGGGAACUGGCUCAACAAGCUCAAGGCCUGAUGAGGACGUGUCACACAUAUUUUUGGACCAAUCAACCAUCCUAUCUGUCUCCAAACUGACCAGCCCUAAAGUGGGUAGGAAGGCUCUUCAGAGCCUUUAAAACCCCAGGCCUCCAGUAGAGACCGGGUUUUUCGGCUGCCGGAGGACCCGUCUCUGCUUCGCCAAGGAAAACUGAACCCAAUCAAGACUCCCAGGCCGUAUUAUUUCUAGACCGUGUCACUUGGGGGGCUUGCCUCCGGGUUUCUUCUGAAGACAGUCUCAUUUUGGAACCUCGUCCCUGGAACUCUUUUGAGGACUGUCAACUCACCCAGAAAUGGCUUACAUAAUGAAGAAAGAACAUGCCCUUUGGGCAUCUGUGUGUCUGUUGGUUAGUGUUGUCCCCGAGCUGCUUACUGCUCUGCCUGAGGAAGCUGAUGGACAUGCAGAAACCACAGUUUCCGAGCUGCCACCGAUGAAACCAAAGCACACGUUUUGUGCCAUGAAGAUGGAUGAUGGGCCGUGCAAAGCCAUGAUUCGGAGUUAUUUUUUCAAUAUGGAUACUCAACAAUGUGAAGAAUUUAUAUACGGGGGAUGCCUAGGAAACAAAAACCGAUUUGACACCUUGGAAAAGUGUAAGGCAACAUGCAUAAAAGGUUAUAAAAAGAAGACUGUAAAGACACCAUCCGGAGCAGAAAAGCCAGAUUUCUGCUUCUUAGAAGAGGACCCUGGAAUCUGCCGCAGUCUCAUUACUAGGUAUUUUUAUAACAACCAGUCAAAGCAGUGUGAACAAUUCAAGUAUGGCGGGUGCCUAGGCAACCUCAACAACUUCGAGACUUUGGAUGCGUGUAAGAGCACCUGUGAGGAUCCAGUGAAUGAGUUACAGACUAGUGACUACACACCUGAUCUCAAUACUGUAAAUACCACUUUGACCCCCCAGUCUACCAAAGUGCCCAGCCACUGGGUUGCCUUGGGACUAUAUCACCUUUAUGAUAUUUUGAAAAAACUCAUCUUUGGUUAGACUUCAAAAGCCUACUGCUAACUCAAUCUCCAGCACUUGGUCUCUGAAUGAGAAAGGGAGCACCUAAGUACCGAUCCAGGGCCAUACUGCUUCAGGCCGGCCUCCAGGUCCAGGGAGAAUGACUAGAUAUAACAAAGAAGACCUUGUGGCCACUUGAAACUCUCUUCUGACUCUAUCUAUGACCUAGUGCCAAACUCCACAUACAUAAAAAUUGGUGGAAAAUAAAUAAAUAAAUAAAUAAAUAUGUAAUUAUACAUAUAUGUAUAUAUAUUAUCAUUGGCCUUCUGGAAGAGAAAUAAUGUUGACAGAGAAGCUAUUCAAUAAUUAAAUGUCACCGCUGAUGUGUUCAUGUCAGAGAUCUACAAUAGAAUAUUUUCAACUCUAUGUUGUCUUGGAAGAUAUUGAUUACAUGUAGAGGAAUACUGCAAUCAUGUAAAUUUUCUGGGAAGAAACUAUCCCCUUAUCAACUAAAGAGUUAUACAUUUAAAUGCAUAUCCCACAAAAUCAUGAAUGCUGUGGACAGUGCUGUAAACCUCAUUUCAUCAGCAAGCACAUACAAUUUGAAGCAAGUAUGGUGGCCUUCAAAUGUAUUCUCACUGAGAAGCAUAGACUAUAUCAUCCUCCGUCUUCCUACAUAGUAAAUCUGGUAGCUUGUGCUGACACCCUGGCAAGUUGGCUUUCCAUAAAUAGAGAGCUUUAGCAGAGCUCACAUCAGGCCUUCUACUUCCUGGCAGGAGUGCUGGCAAGAAACAAAAAUGUGGCACUUCCUCUGCCAAGAUCUCAGCUGUCACCCUACCUACCCGGCAAAUCUCUUCACAGACAGUUUUGAGUCUAAUCAAAGAUAAUGGUUGUCCCAGACAGCAGAGCCCUCCAGAGAAAUGUUUCUCAAACAUCAACAGAUACUUUUUAUAAGAGAUGAAAUGGACAAUUUCACUGUGUCAACCAAAUUAGCUUAAAUGACGUUUGUAUUGAAUAAAGUAAUAGAAAUUUAAGUGUGUGACAAUUAUAAAGCUACAACAAAAAAUAGUUGCAGAUUACUACAGACCAAACUACUAACUAGCACUGUUAAUUUGUUGAGAUUUCUUUUUCUCAAAACAGUAAGAGAAUCCAUAUUGGAAUAUGAAUUUUGUAUUGACAGUAAAAAGAUAGACUAGGAAUAAAAAUUAGUUUAGAAAGAUCUAAGUCUUAGUUCUCGAGUGUCAUUUUUCUCUUUAAAGAUUGGGUGAUCUCUGUAGAAAUGAAGUGAGAAGCACCCAUGAAAGAGCCCCCAAAUCUCCCUUUCACAACACCACAGGGCCCCGUCUUCCCGGUUUUCAAUGAUGUGAAUGCCAGGAGCUUGCUCACUGGUAUGCAUCUGAUCACAGAGACAAAGGCCUGGGCUGUGUUUUGUGAUUUCUAAAAUGAGGCCAGGUUGAACACGCCAACCUAAUGAUUCCUGCCUUCAGAUGUUGGAGAGCUAUUUGGCUCACCACUGUUACCCCCAAGGCUGGUUUCCAGCCCCCCUUAUUAAGGUUUUUGUUUCAGUCAGGUACCUUCCUCCUGUUCAGACUUGAUGAACACUGAUUCAUACAUGUGAUGGUGCAUGAGGCACAUUUAGAUUGUUUUGAUUGGAGAUUGAUGGAAAGAAGGGAUUUGGAGAUUAGAAAUAAUGAAGUUUCAUAAACUUUAUCUGAUAAAAUUAUUGUAAUAUUUGCCCAGGAAGUCUAGAAGUAUUUUCUACUUAGCUUUAGAGUGAUGUCUCAUCGUGGGCAAGAACAUUGGUUUCAUGAGUGGAAUCUGAGUUUAACUCCAGUUCUGUAAUUUCCUGACUUGUUUUGUACCCUUGAAAAAAAGCAUGUGGUUUCUCUCAGCAUCCAGUUCUUUCUUUGCUACAUGUGGAAUGCAGCAUGUCAUAAAAUGUUUAAAAAUACUGUAAUAGCAUGUAAAACUCUUCAUCCUGUGUUGCCAUUAACAAGAAUAUUGAUUUUAAGACUGGUGUUGGUGAUGAUGAUGCUGACCCAGAUUCAUCUAAGAUAUAUAGACAUAAAAGAAGUAGCUCAAAGACAUUGUUAAUGCAUAUUUUAUUACAGUUUUAAUACAACUAAAGUUGUAACCUUGAAUUGAAGAAUCUUAAUUCAUUACAGUUAUCUGAAUUAACACACAGUGCUUGUAAAGUCCUAGCAUACUUAAUGAAAUAAAAUUUCAUCUUUUGUGCCUCUGGA
Messenger RNA from Peromyscus leucopus (white-footed mouse), 4058 nucleotides. RefSeq names its product tissue factor pathway inhibitor (gene Tfpi). Gene Ontology annotation, cellular component: extracellular region. NCBI's taxonomy places the organism in Eukaryota, Metazoa, Chordata, Mammalia, Rodentia, Cricetidae. The coding region runs from base 1174 to 1857 and encodes 227 amino acids. The transcript is spliced from 8 exons. The record is from RefSeq and is a predicted model, not a curated record. Gene Ontology annotation, biological process: negative regulation of peptidase activity. Gene Ontology annotation, molecular function: serine-type endopeptidase inhibitor activity.